Molecule: messenger RNA, 858 nt
Organism: Fomitiporia mediterranea MF3/22
Lineage: Eukaryota; Fungi; Basidiomycota; Agaricomycetes; Hymenochaetales; Hymenochaetaceae
Exons: 4
Source: RefSeq, a predicted model, not a curated record
CGAUAUGAUGAGUUUAUGCGAAUUACUAGACUCUGGCGCCAUUUAAAGAUGCUGAAACGCUCUGGAGUUACCUAUUUCUCUGGUAGCGUCAGAAAUGCUCCUGAAGGAUCGUGUGCAAUUAUUUGCCCUGCCUGUCCUUCCUCAACAGACUGGGAGGACAAUGAGACUAUAAACUGGGCAAAAUCUACAAAGUUUCUUAUGCUUGAUGCAAACUUCCGGUUAAAAUGCAAGAUAAGAUCAACUGUCAAUGAUAAACCUCUUGGUUCAGGUCUUGCAUACUAUGUCAGUAUUGAUAAGUUUAAAAACUUUCUGGGAACUACUAGUCAUUGUAACCAGGCAGAAGAAGCACCUAUGUACUGUGACUCUAAUUUACAUGCUGUGGACCAUGCCAAUCUUAAAGGGAACUCAAAAUAUGUUGCUAGUGGAGUUGGAGCAGUACAGUGCCGGCACAUGUUUGUUCAGCCGAAUGGGACUGGUGAUUUAUCUCGUGGAGAAAGUUAUCAUACAAUGGAUUAUCUUUUCUGGUCAUCCUUCCAAGGAAAACUCCCACCUCGUACUGUUGUGUCAUAUGAUAUUGCAUGUCGAUGGAGUGUUAACCAGCUUCGGAGGCGUCUUAGUCUCUUCCCUCCAGAACUCCAGUUUUACAACUCACAGCAGCAUUCAAUCGAGUAUGUUAUCCCUAAAUUUCAUAUUUAUGGACAUGGAGAAGAAUGCCAGACAAAGUUUUCUCUCAAUUAUCGUCCUUGGAUGGCUCGAGUCGACGGAGAGAAUAUUGAGAGGGGUUGGUCAUGGAUGAAUCCUGCAGCUCUUGGGACUAGAGAGAUGGGAUUAGGUGCUCGUCAAGAUCACUUGGACGAC